UCAGCUUAUUCGCUUAUUUGCGGCACACAGUUGAUUUUCAAUGCUGUCUUCUCUUAUUUAAUCAAUUCUGAGAAGAUCACUUUUUGGACUGUCAUGUCAAUAUUUUUCCUUACUGUCUCUGCUCUAGUGAUUGCUCUUGACGAUGAUUCAAACAGUCCAUCCGGAGGUUCUAAGUGGAUUUACGUGAUUGGGUGCUUGCUUACACUUCUUGCUUCUCUCAUCUACUCUCUUCAGCUUUCUCUUAUGCAAUUUUCAUUCGAGAAGAUCAUCAGGAAAGAGACGUUUGCUAUGGUUCUUGAAAUGCAAAUCUACACAUCUCUGGUGGCAUCUUGUGUUUCUGUUAUCGGGUUGUUUGCGAGUGGGGAGUGGAAGAUGUUGAGAAUGGAGAUGGAAGAGUUUCACAAGGGUCACGUGUCGUAUGUUUUAACUCUUGUCGGGACAUCAGUUUCAUGGCAAUUGGGUUCUGUAUCAGCUGUGGCACUUAUAUUUCUGGUUUCUUCGCUGUUUUCGAACCUUAUCGGUACCCUCUCUCUCAUUGUUACACCUCUUGCAGCACUUGUGGUGUUCGACGACAAGCUGACUGUGGCUAAGAUUGCCGCAAUCAUCUUCGCCAUCCCGGGCGUAGCUUUUUAUAUGUAUAAGAAUUAUCUUGAUGGCUUGAUAGUAGAAAGAGCAAGAGAAUCUCUGGCUGAUUGAUUCUACAAGGUGUUCGAUUAGUGAUUAUUCAGGACAAGCUUAUGGUAUUUAUGUUGUAUAUAUAGUUUCUGAUUUUUGUCUUUGUGUAUACUAGCGUUCCUAAUCCAGUUAUAAGAUGAUGACAUCCAACAA
Brassica oleracea var. oleracea is the source of this 828-nucleotide messenger RNA. RefSeq names its product probable purine permease 13. NCBI's taxonomy places the organism in Eukaryota, Viridiplantae, Streptophyta, Magnoliopsida, Brassicales, Brassicaceae. Gene Ontology annotation, cellular component: membrane. The record is from RefSeq and is a predicted model, not a curated record. Gene Ontology annotation, molecular function: purine nucleoside transmembrane transporter activity. The transcript has a single exon. The annotation marks the transcript as partial.